Messenger RNA from Argiope bruennichi, 555 nucleotides. Its product is annotated as cytochrome P450 1A5-like. Gene Ontology annotation, molecular function: monooxygenase activity; oxidoreductase activity, acting on paired donors, with incorporation or reduction of molecular oxygen; iron ion binding. The record is from RefSeq and is a predicted model, not a curated record. The coding region runs from base 1 to 555 and encodes 184 amino acids. NCBI's taxonomy places the organism in Eukaryota, Metazoa, Arthropoda, Arachnida, Araneae, Araneidae. The transcript is spliced from 3 exons.
AUGGGGACUAUUGCUCUUAUUCUCUGUUUUGGUGUUGUAAUUUGGGUUCUGCUCUGGUCAACGCUACAAAAGGGUGGUCAAACUCCACCUGGUCCCACUGGAUUACCUGUGUUGGGCUAUCUUCCUUUCAUGGGAUCUAGACCUCAUCUACUUCUUCAAAAGUUAGCUAAAAUUUAUGGAUCAAUAUUCAGGACGAGAACCGACAUUGUACUAGAUGGUUAUUUUAUACCAAAAGAGUCCUUGAUGAUUGCGAAUACUUGGUCUAUCCUUCACGAUGUCGAGUGUUGGGGAGACGAUGCAGAUGCGUACAAUCCAGAAAGAUUUUUGAAUCAAAAAGGAAAUUUAAAAGCAGAAUGCUUAUUGUCAUUAUUUACAGGCAAAAACUUGCAGCUGAAUCGGAAUAUUGUACAGCCUGAUAUGCUAAGAAAUUUCUUGUCCAUCCUUCACAAAUUUAAUAUUAGCUUGUUUGAUGGAAAAUCUUCAGAUAUGGAAGGUGAACUCUUCAUGAGACUUGUACCGAAGGAACAAGAAUUGAUAUUGACAAUAAGAAAUUAA